This is a messenger RNA of Parascedosporium putredinis, 1827 nucleotides long. NCBI's taxonomy places the organism in Eukaryota, Fungi, Ascomycota, Sordariomycetes, Microascales, Microascaceae. The record is from the annotation of a GenBank genome assembly.
AUGUCUUCCAAAACAACUCCAGCAAGCCGACCGGCGCCCCUCCGCUCCAUCGCGUCGAGCAAGGACUCUUCGAAUGACGGUGCAUCAUCCGCGCGGUCGACUUCUGUUGUCAACCCCGCCGGUGGUCCGCUUGCCUCCCCUGAUGCCUUGGAGACGACGGACAAUGACGAGCCAGGGAGGACGUCGAUAGAUAUGGGCGAGCUACCCAUUGAGCUCGUGAGCCUCACAGAUAGACCGAGAGAUCUUCAGCAACAGAUGCUCACCCCCGAGGAAUUAGCCGAGCGGAAGCGUGCGCGAAGGGCGCUCGAGGUGAAGCGAGGUAGACUCGAGGAGGCCGUGGAACGAAGGCUUUGCGAAGGCAUCUAUACCCGAAUUUACCGACACCGGAGCACCCAGGACGAGGCCCAGGACGAUAAACUACGCUCCAAAACAGCGGCCCUUGCCCUUGUGGGCAUCAACUUGACCGACUUGGGAAUCGAGCUCGGCGACUCGUCGGAUGACGGCGAGGGCGGCGACGAGGAUUCGAAAACGGAACAGAUGAAGGAAGCCCUAGAACCGGCCAGGCAGGAACUAAGCCUCAUGAAUGAGGCAAAGUACCCGCUAGGGAAACUUAACCACCUCAAGGCGGUCCACAAAGCCAUUGUAGACGUUUUGUCGCAGUACCAGCCCUCCGCGUCGGCCGACGAGAUCAUGCCCAUGAUCAUCUACACCCUCAUCACACUCCCGCCCGAGAAGCUCAACGUCAUCAGCGACGCUCACUUCAUCCAGAAUUUCCGGUGGGAACAAAAACUGAAUGGCGAGGCCGCUUACUGUCUGACGACCCUCGAGGCAGCUAUCGCCUUCCUGGAAACGGUUGAUUUGUCUACUCUGCGAGCCGACGAGCUCCCUUCAGGCCCCGCGAAGCUGGUCAGCCAGCCCGGCACGCCCAGGGCCGAAGCCACCCUCGCCGACGCGACAGGUGCGCCUGGCACAAAACCCCCGCCGUCGCCCGGCGGGCUCCGGGCCGCCGUGCAGAAGAACAGGAGGCUCAGCGACCUCGUCAACACCCCCGCCCUAGCCAUCAACGCCGCCAGCGACUCCAUCUUCACCACCGCGGACCAGGGCCUCAAGACCAUCUCCAGCUCCCUCGGCGACAGCUACAACUUCUUGCUCGGGAAGCUGCGCGAGCGGCAGCACAUUCCCGAGGCCGCCGGCCAGGACCUCGUUGUUGUGCCCAAGACGCUCGAUGACGCGCGAAAGCUCGUCAGCACCCCGCCCCGGGCGAGGACGACGGCUCCGUCAGCGGCGCCAGCUCCAUCCACGGCCCGGAAGAGAGCCGUUCCCCCGAGAGAGGACAAGGUGCUCAACCUCAUUGGCGGCAAGAAGCUGGCCCGGGAUCACAGCGCCGACAGCGUUGAGGGGAUCCCCGAGACCGAGGAGGAGGCAAAGGCGGCGCCGGCGUCGACCCAGCCGCUGCCCAGUCCCUCGGUGAACCCGGCGUUGGUGGAGUCCAUGCGGAACUUGGGUAGUUCGCUGAACCCCAUCGGGCGGCUUUCGAGCAUCGGCAUGAUUCGAGGCUUUGGUCGGCCCGCUCCUACCCCUCCUCCCAAGGAGACCGCAGCGCCUCCCAAGGUCCCGGCGAACGGCGGUGACCUCGCCACUGCUUUCCCGGAUCUUGCCGCGGCCCUGCCACCCAAAGAAACGCCCAAGAUUGCUCCUCCGAACAAGCGCUUCAUGGAGCUCCAGAGUCCCGGCGACCUCAAGCUCGGCGAAGUGCUCGACCUGCUGAGGGACUAUAGGAGAUUGGCAAACGCACUCAAGGAUCUCGAUGCCUUUGAAUCCAAAUAA